UUGGGUGCGGCGCGCGGCUCUGGAGCAUCAAACGCAACGGAGAUUCAGCCCACUGGUCAUCUCCAAUACAUUCUGAGUCUACGAAAACACAUACUACAGAACAUGCAGACCACCUUAUUGCUCUCCCUUUUUUCAUUAUUAGUGAAAGGUGUGCUUGGUGGUGCAGAUAAAAUGGAGACAGUGUCAGUGAUAGAGGGAGAUUCUGUCACUCUAAACACUGAUCUUACAGAAAUAAAGAAUGAUGAUACUAUCCUGUGGAUGUUUGGACCUAGGGGCUUUGUCAUAUCUCAAAUAACAAGAAAGGCAGAUUUGACUUCGUUUUUUGUCACUGAUGAUGCUGGAUUCAGAGACAGAUUGCAGGUGAACCAAGAGACUGGAUCUCUCACCAUCAGAAACAGCAGAAUCAGACACUCGGGACAAUAUAAACUCAGCAUCUCUAGAGAAAAGACUACGAUGAAGAUAUUUAGUGUUACUGUCACUGGUGUGGUUGGUGAGACAGGUGGAGUGAAGUCAGUGACAGUGACGGAGGGACAAAAUGUCACUCUGAACACUGAUACUGAAAUACACCUUGAUGAUCUUAUCUUGUGGAGGUUUGGAGAUAAAGGCAUUCUCCUGGCUAAACUCGAUGUAGGAACUAAAGAGACCUCAUUAAAUAAAGCUGAUGAGAGAUUCAGAGACAGACUGCAGCUGAAUCAGAAUGGCUCUCUGACUAUCAAGAACACCAGUAUCGAACAUGCUGGACUUUAUGAGCUGCAGAUCAGAGGCCAUGAGAGCUUUCAGCGAUUUCUUCUUUCUGUCACCGUAACGAAAAUGUCAGUGAUGGAGGGAGAUUCUCUAACUCUACUCACUGAUGUUGAGGAACUACAGAAAGAUGAUGAGAUACAGUGGUGGUAUGAAGAUGAACCCAAUCCCAUAGCUAAAAUCAGUAAAGAGACAAAUGAGCCAUCUACAAGUGAUGGGACUGAUGGGAGAUUUACAAACAAACUGGAACUGGAUCGUCAGACUGGAAAUCUCAAAAUCAAUAACAUCAGAAUCCUUCACACUGGACUCUAUAAAUUCAAGAUCAGCAACAAAAUAAGAACCAUUGAGAAGAGAUUCAUUGUUACGGUGCAAAUUGAAAAGAACAACGUGUCUGAGAUGGAGGGAGAUUCUCCAACUCUAUCCACUGGUGUUCCUGAACUACAAAAAGAUGAUAAGAUACAGUGGUACUAUGAAGAUGAAACCAAUCCCAUAGCUGAAAUCAAUACAGUGACUAAUGAGACAGUGUUACAUGAUGGGACUGAUGGGAGAUUUAGAAACAAACUGACACUGGAUUCUCAGACUGGAAAUCUCACAAUCAAAAACAUCAGAACCCUUCACAGUGGACUCUAUAAACUCAAGAUUACCAGCAGCAGUAGCGAUAGCACCAAAUACAAGAGAUUCAUUGUUAGGGUGAAAGUGAGGACAAAAUCAGUUGAGGAGGGAGACUCAGUCUCUCUCGAGAUGGACGCUGUAAUACAGACAGGUGAUCUGAUACUGUGGACGUUUGGAGCUGAAAACUGCCUCAUUAAAACUAAUUCAAGAACAACUGAUACUGAUGAGAGAUUCAGAGACAGACUGAAGCUGGAUGAGAAGAAUGGAUCGCUGGCCAUCAAAAACAUCACAACCAAUGACGCUGGACAUUAUCAUGUACAGAUCAUCAACAGCAAACAGACCAUAUUCAGGAGAUUCAAUGUGAUUGUCACUGAAAAACAAGAACAUAAGAAGCCAAUUUCUUUGACUCAAGAGGAAGAGCAUGUGGAUCUGCAUGAGAUGCAGGAGAUGGGUUCAAAUGAAUGAGAUUUGCUUUUAUGAAAGUCAGUAAUGCCCCCAUGUGUGAUGUUGAACUGUCACAUAACAGCAGUGUUUCAAUAUCAAUGUAUUGUUAAUGUUUAGCUUUGUUUCAAAAAGUCAAAAUUGCAUGGCACUCCGUCUUAAAUUUAACAGUCCUCAUGUAUGGAUUGCAUGUAAUUCAAUACAUCUGAUUUGAUCAUUGCUGUUCUCUAAUGGGCAAACACAAACAAAUUUUGCUUCUGAUGGAUCUAAUGAUCUAAUUCAGGGGUAUCCAAAGUCCAGCCUGUGGGCCAGAUGCAGCCCCUGGAUGAAUUCCAAACAGCCCGCAACCUGCUACUAAAGUGCCCAAUUAUGCCAUUUUUUAAGGUUCCCAAUAUUGUUUUGGGAGGUUUACAUGCAUGUAAGGUAAAAAAAAAACACUUUAAUUUUCUCAUAAUAUUAAUAAUACAACUCUUUAACAGUGUAAACAAGUCAGUAUGCAUCAAAUAGCAUUAGACAAACCUUUAACAUGUUUACUGAUGGUAUUGUUUGUGUAACUUGUGUAUUACAACUCUACUGUCAACUCAAGUGUCUGUCAAAUCUGUCCUGUGUCCAACUCAAGAGACAAAGCAUGUAAUAUUAUAUUAUAUAGCGACUUUGCCAACUACUGGCCUGCCAUGCACAAUACAACCUUCACAUAAUACAGAUCCGUGUGAAUGAAGAUGAUUUUGAUAAUGUUGUCAUCUGAUUUUAGUACAUUGUUGUUAUGCCCUUAUACUCAAGUGUUGUCCCAUGUUCUUUGUCAGGUCUUGUCCUUUAUGGCUGCAUGUUGGUUGUGUUUGAGUUCUUGAAAACGUAUGUUUACAUUACUAUAUAUUGUCAGGUAAAUGUGUAUGUGUAUAUGUCGACUUAUGUGUGCACAUAUGAUGCUAUAUUGUUGUUUACCUCGAUAUUUACUCUUGUUCUGAUUUGAGAGUUUGACUAAUAGAUCUGUCCAAAUACAAGGUUAAGAUCUGUGUUUACUGCAACUGCAUAUAUUAAUAAUGCUGAUAUGGAUGUCUGGGAUAUUUGUGUUGUUAUCAUAAUAGUAUUUACAGUUUGAGUAUGUUGUUUGCAUGAUGUAUAAUGAGUAGUCCUAUAGAAUGGUGGAACUAUGACGUCACUUAGUAGGCCAAUCGGCAGUUAGCAUCUCGCUGGUUCCCUCGACAAAAACCCAAUAGGAUUUUCCUAUAGGCUUUUGGAUUAUCUCAAAAAAUAAGCUCUGUGAUCAACAAAAGUUAAUGAUUUUGUCCAUCAAGAUUAUUUUCACAGAACACAACUUUUAUGACGUUUGAAGCCUAAAUGGAGACACCAGAAGCAAAAAACUAAAGGUAGGCUACAUGGUUGCAUGUUUCCAACGUCGACCACCACUAAGCAUCCGACAGCUCUUUUGUUCUUUAUCUAAAAACAUUUUCCCAGAAAGUUUGAAUUCAAAUUGCUUCAAAGAACUCAAUUAUAAACAUAACGGGGUUGUAAAAGUGGACUGAGCUUACCUAUUCAAUUUAAUGAUGUUUAAUGUGGCCAACAACCUCUAUAGUCCCAUUUAGCCACUUGUUUUCAAGACACGUAACAGCUUUAAAAAGUCACGAGUAGGGUAAUACUGAUGUAGUUUAUCUUGUAGAAUAAAACGUGAAAGUAUCUUAAAUUGUCUGAUUCGCUCUGAUAUCUUACAACAUAAGUGUCAUUCACACAUACACUAAACACCAUCAUGGUAACACACAUGAAACUGAAAUAAUCCAAUAAAAUUUAUUUAACAACAUCAGGUGUUACAUACAACCCUAAUGUAGAAAACUGAUAAGUAAAAACGAAGAAGAAAAACAACAACAACAAAUUAUACAUUAUACUGUAAAUUAUACAUUCUUUUUACUUCUAAAAAUGGUAUACUACCGUAAAAUUACAUGUAAUGUCCAAUACAGUUUUUCACCGUAUAUAGUAAGGGAAUUUACCUUUAACCAUUUAACAGGUUUUUAUUGUAGCAUUUUUACAGUCUUUUACCGUUACAUUCAUGGUCAUUUUUUACAGUGUAGCGUCUGUUUGUUAC
This is a messenger RNA of Onychostoma macrolepis, 3871 nucleotides long. RefSeq lists its product as uncharacterized. The coding region runs from base 103 to 1818 and encodes 571 amino acids. Lineage: Eukaryota; Metazoa; Chordata; Actinopteri; Cypriniformes; Cyprinidae. The record is from RefSeq and is a predicted model, not a curated record. The transcript has 7 exons.